GAGAGAAUCUAGGCUAGGAUCCAAGGCUAGGACACAGACAUUUGUCGUAGAUUUUGAUGGAAAACUGUUUCAUUUAAGAAAAAGUACAGUUGGAUGGUGUUGAAAAUGAAAAAGUCUUUCCCACUGUUUGUAAAUAGUGUGUGUCGCCCUGCGACCUUGAAUUUUUUUAUUCGUGCAUUCUGCUUGUUUAUCUUUGGACUUUUAAUUUCCUGUGUUCUAAAUGUCAUGUUAAUUUUGCCUGAACUUCGACGUAAAGUUGUGUUUGAACGCGAGCUUGUUGAGCGCUUGUAUUCAACGCUAUGGUGGUUUGCACCUUCUUGUGGUCUAGCAUCAUCAAUAGUUGGAAUGAUGUAUCCCUGUACGGACAUGAGAUUUGGUCAGCCUCAUCAUCUCAGAAAUGAAUGGUCAAGCGUUGUGCGCUGUGAAGUUUUAUUUUUUGGGAUAAUCCAUGCUGCUGUCAAAUUAAGAUUUAAAAGUGAAUUACACUUGUUUGUCACUGCUGCUGUUUUCUCCAUUUUUCUUUGGUGGUAUUUUGAUCGAUCAACAAAUGGCUUUGGUCUGGCUUUCCUUGUUUCAGUAUUUUCUACAAUUAGUGUUUGGCAUCUUGGUUCUUACAGUUUAUUUAGUUUAUUUUUUAGAAAGAAAAUAGCAUUUGUGAACCAGUUAUGGGUUCCAUGUUUGUUCUUUUCUGCAGUUAUUGCCAUUGGCAAGAUUGGACGUCAGUUGGCAAUGCUUGAGUACGUACCUGCCAAAGUCAAGCUUCAUACAGAUUAGGACUGUAAAAUAUUAUGUUAUUGUGGUAUUGUCACACAUACACGUACAUUUCAAUACUUAUUUGCAUUGAUGCAUAAGUCUAAUCAUCACUUUGAAAAAGUGAAAACAUUCAUUACUGCAUUUGAGAUUUCCACCUUCUCUAUUUUGAAAACAUGCGGUUGCAGGUCCAACGAUAGUCUAAAUAAAUUAUAACUGCCAAGUUUGCUCAAUGUCAACAAAGCUAUUGGUAAAGAAUUUCUAUGGAAUAAAACUUUACCAAUCAAGUUGCCUUGGAGCAAGAAUGAGUGGCAACUAUUUAUUUUGACUUAACUAAGAUCUGCCACUGAGCAUAUCUGAGACUUGUGGCAUGUUUUGGCAAACGUUUUGUAGAGCUUAAUGCGCACAAGUUAUGUUAUGCAAAUUUGUUCUAUUUGGAGGAAGAUUCAUAUGAAAGUUACAAAUGAUAUACGCUGAAGACCAUCAGUGAAGACGUAGUGAUCUUCAGAAAGAAAAUGGUGAAUGAUAGCUGGGCUAUUGUUUACUAAUUACUUCGCUAAUUACCUCGCUAAUUAGUAUAGGUAUCGUAAUAGUUCCAUGUGCAAUAACCAAUAGACUUAUGUACAACUUUUUAGAGAACUGCAGUCUGCGAAAUAGUGUUUUUUCAUUGCUUAAAAAACUUGUAAAUGCAUGUCAGAAACAACACUAGUACUUGUAAAUAAUUUGACUUGAGGUAUUUGAAAAUGUCGUCUACUUUU
Molecule: messenger RNA, 1508 nt
Organism: Xenia sp. Carnegie-2017
Lineage: Eukaryota; Metazoa; Cnidaria; Anthozoa; Malacalcyonacea; Xeniidae
Product: insulin-induced gene 2 protein-like
Exons: 3
Coding region: 94-774 (226 amino acids)
Biological process (GO): SREBP-SCAP complex retention in endoplasmic reticulum; SREBP signaling pathway; cellular response to insulin stimulus
Cellular component (GO): endoplasmic reticulum; SREBP-SCAP-Insig complex
Source: RefSeq, a predicted model, not a curated record